Oncorhynchus kisutch (coho salmon) is the source of this 678-nucleotide messenger RNA. Its product is annotated as taste receptor type 2 member 64-like. NCBI's taxonomy places the organism in Eukaryota, Metazoa, Chordata, Actinopteri, Salmoniformes, Salmonidae. Gene Ontology annotation, molecular function: bitter taste receptor activity; G protein-coupled receptor activity. The coding region runs from base 1 to 678 and encodes 225 amino acids. The transcript has a single exon. Gene Ontology annotation, cellular component: membrane. The record is from RefSeq and is a predicted model, not a curated record. Gene Ontology annotation, biological process: sensory perception of taste; G protein-coupled receptor signaling pathway.
AUGUCAACAUCUGUAUGGCUGAAUUUCUUCUACUACACCCAGAUCGUCCCUGCCCAGCGAGCUCUCUUCACCUGGGUGAAGAGGAACAUCAAAAGCAUCAUCUACUGGGGCCUAUUUGGAGACAGGAUGUUCUUUAUGUUUCAAUUUGCUGUGAGGGCUACAGGAGAAUUCUAUUCCUCAGGAGAGGGGCCUUCUAAUACCACAGGUUUCACAUCAACUUAUUCCACUCCAAAAGAUGAUGCUGCCUUUCUAAAAGAUGUCCUGCUUGACACAUCGACAGCAAGUCUGUUUUUGGAAAUGAUCUACGUCUUUUUUUGCCUCUGUGUGAUGGUGGGGUCAAGCUGUGCCACGGUGUGCUACCUGCACAGACACAUGAAGAGCAUGAAAGAGAGCGGCAGCCCCUUCUCCUCUCCCCGACUGCACAGUCAGAUGAGGGUCACCAUCACCGGUAUCCUGCAGGGAAUUCUCUUCUUCUUUACAGCAGUGUGGAUUUUCAUUCAUUACUUUAGCAACGUUCUUCCCUCAACAUACUUUGACGAUAAAACCUUGUACACAGUAAUCUCUCUCUACAUGUUCGGCACCACUUUGAACCUGGGCAUCGGUCAGGCUGUUUUCAGACAGAGGGCAGCUGAUAUUUGUCUCAAAGCCCAUCAGGAUGUAAAAUCAUUGAAGCUAUGA